AUGGAGAGACUACAGCGGCUGAUGAUGAACGGGAAGGUUGGAGCCGUCGAUGCGGAGAAGGACGACACGAAGGAGACCGUUUGGAUCUCGUCGAUUGCUCUACUGAAGAUGCUGAAGCACGGGCGUGCCGGUGUGCCGAUGGAAGUCAUGGGACUGAUGCUGGGUGAGUUCAUAGAUGAGUACACGAUCCAGGUAGUGGAUGUGUUUGCCAUGCCGCAGUCCGGGACCGGUGUCUCUGUCGAGGCUGUGGACGAUGUGUUCCAAGCGAAGAUGAUGGAUAUGUUGAAGCAGACAGGCAGGGACCAGAUGGUUGUUGGGUGGUACCAUUCGCAUCCUGGGUUCGGUUGCUGGCUGUCUUCCGUGGAUGUGAACACUCAGAAGUCCUUUGAGCAGCUGAACAGCAGGGCCGUCGCUGUUGUGGUGGACCCAAUUCAGUCCGUGAAGGGUAAAGUUGUCAUCGACGCCUUCAGACUGAUCGACACUACAGCUUUGAUCAACAACCAGGAACCCAGACAGACCACGUCGAACGCCGGUCUGAUGAACAAGGCGAACAUCCAAGCUCUGAUUCAUGGGCUCAAUAGGCACUAUUACUCCCUAAAUAUAGACUACAUGCAGACGCCGGCGGAGGUUAAAAUGCUGAUGAACGUGCACAAGGAGCAAUGGCAGUCCGGGUUGAAGAUGUACGACUACGAGGCGAAGGAGGAGAAGAACCUUGCCGCGACGAGGAGAAUGGUGGAGAUAGCAGAGCAGUACUCGAAGAGAAUAGAGGAGGAGAAAGAGCUGACGGAGGAUCAACUCAAGACCCGGUACGUCGGGAGACAGGAUCCCAAGAAGCACUUGGCGGAGACCGCGGAGACCGCGCUGGAUGAUAACAUUGUCUCGAUAUUGACCUCCAGUGUCAACGCAGUCGCAAUUAAAUGA
Huiozyma naganishii CBS 8797 is the source of this 921-nucleotide messenger RNA. It is a transcript of the gene RPN11, whose product is annotated as proteasome regulatory particle lid subunit RPN11. Lineage: Eukaryota; Fungi; Ascomycota; Saccharomycetes; Saccharomycetales; Saccharomycetaceae. Gene Ontology annotation, cellular component: proteasome regulatory particle, lid subcomplex. Gene Ontology annotation, biological process: protein deubiquitination; proteasome-mediated ubiquitin-dependent protein catabolic process. The record is from RefSeq and is a predicted model, not a curated record. The coding region runs from base 1 to 921 and encodes 306 amino acids. The transcript has a single exon. Gene Ontology annotation, molecular function: protein binding; proteasome binding; metallopeptidase activity.